Molecule: messenger RNA, 888 nt
Organism: Caenorhabditis angaria
Lineage: Eukaryota; Metazoa; Nematoda; Chromadorea; Rhabditida; Rhabditidae
Source: the annotation of a GenBank genome assembly
AUGUCUCGUUUCACUAAUAAGGUUGCAAUUAUUACUGGUUCAUCAAAUGGAAUCGGAAGAGCAACUGCAAUUAUUCUGGCAAAAGAUGGUGCAAAAGUGACAAUUACUGGACGAAAUGCUGAACGUCUCGAAGAAACAAAACAAGAACUUCUGGGUGCUGGAAUUAGUGCUGAUAAUAUAAAUUCAGUUGCGGUUGAUGUUACAACUUCUGCUGGACAAGAUCAACUUAUAAAUUCAACAAUUCAAAAAUUCGGAAAGCUCGACAUUCUCGUCAACAAUGCUGGAACUGGGGUAGCCGAUCCUUCUGGAACAACUGGAAUUUCCCAAAACAUUUCAAUCUACGAUAAAACUUUUGAGUUGAAUGUGAGAAGUGUUAUUGAAUUGACACAGAAAGCAAAACCACAUUUGAUAGAAUCAAAGGGUGAAAUCGUCAAUGUCUCUAGCAUUGGAUCCGGACCACAAUCAGUAAGUUUCUUUUUGAAAACAUUCUGAAUUAGUUGACGGGAGUAUUUUCAGCACCCAGAUCUUCCAUUCUAUUCCAUGUCAAAGGCCGCAAUCGAUCAAUUCACAAGAAAUAUCGCAAUCGAGUUGGCCAAAAAGGAUGUUCGUGUGAAUAGCGUGAAUCCAGGAUUAGUUCAAACUGGUAUAAUGCAAGCGAUGGGUGCGCCAACUCAAAUAUCGGAUAAACUUUACGAAUAUCUUGGUUCAAAUCGUGAUUGUAUACCAAUUGGAAGACAUGGUUAUCCAGAAGAUAUUGCAAAUAUAAUUGCAUUUUUGGCUGAUCGUGAAGCUUCGUUUUACAUUGUUGGUCAAACGAUAAAAGCAGAUGGUGGAUCAACUUUAGUUAUGGCAAUGAAUACACACAAUCUCACUGAUCUAUUGAAAUAA